This is a messenger RNA of Nycticebus coucang (slow loris), 2521 nucleotides long. It is a transcript of the gene ZNF543, whose product is annotated as zinc finger protein 543. The transcript has 4 exons. Lineage: Eukaryota; Metazoa; Chordata; Mammalia; Primates; Lorisidae. The coding region runs from base 537 to 2324 and encodes 595 amino acids. Gene Ontology annotation, biological process: regulation of DNA-templated transcription. The record is from RefSeq and is a predicted model, not a curated record.
UAAACUCAUUAACGUGCGGGAAAACGCGCUUCGAAAGCUCACUGCGCCAGGCCACAGGUGAGGAUAAACUGCAUUACCCAGAAGGCAUUAAGAGCCUAAACCAAUGACGGCCCAGGACAGAGAGCGACUCCCCGACCCUCAGCUGGAGGCGGGACUACCUUUUCUCUCCGGUAACGUCAUCAUCCCGCGUCGUUCCAGAGCCUGUCUGGCUUGGGGAGAAGGCCUCAGCAGGGAGGGCAGUGAGGGCAGUGAGGGGGUUGCCUCCCCCUCCGCGCGUCCACCAGCCUGACACGUCCUUCUUCCCUAACGGCCUAACGGUGUCCCUUGGGCGCCCUUCAGGACCCUGACCUUUGCAUCCGCUCUCCGUCUUCACAACUCGGACGCGGGGUCCUGGGCUUUAUGUGGAUUUUUCUCGGGGGAAACUGAGGCUCGGUGUGCGAAAGUCAGCUGACGUCAACCCGUCCGAGACGGAGAAGGACCUGGAUUUGGCCCAGCCCGCAGGAUCCCGGGCCCCGCCCGGUCCACAAAGUCCCAAUAUGGCAGCGUCGUGGACGGAGCCGGCACAGGUAUCUGUGACCUUUGAGGAUGUGUCUGUGAUGUUUACGCAGGAGGAGUGGGGGCAGCUGGAUUUGAUCCAGAGGAUCUUGUACCAGGACGUGAUGCUGGAGACCUGGGAGCUUCUGGUCUCUUUGGGUUGUCCUUUGUCCAAACCAGACCUGAUCUACCAGUUGGAGCACAGCCAGGAUUUAUGGGCAGUGGAGGAAAAUCUCUCCCAAAGCUCCUAUAUAGGUGACUGCACCAAACCCAUGACCCCAGAGCCUGCCUGUCUUCACCUGGACUUGCCUGAGGAAGUCUCUCUCCAGGAACAAAUGACACAGGGAACCUCAGAGGACCCUCAGUUGGGAGAAGCCCAGGAUCAGGAUGGGCCAGCUGAAAUGCAGGAAGGCCACUGGAGACCUGAAAUGGACCCAGAGAGGGAGAAGCUGCCUUGGAAAAUGAGCCCUGAACAUGAUGUUUUGGGUACAGAUGAUGGUUUAUGUUCAAUGAUUAUACAGGAACAAGUCUCUCCAGAAGGUGGCGUCUAUGACUAUGACUCACAUGGACCAAUUACAGAUCACUUGAUUUGUAAAGGGAAAAAGUCCUAUAAAUGUGAGGAAUGUGGAAAAGUGUUCAAAAAUAGUUAUCUCCUUGUUCAACAUGGACAGAUUCACACUCGAGUGAAGCCCUAUGAAUGCACAGAGUGUGGGAAAACCUUUAGCAAAAGCACACAUCUCCUUCAGCACCACAUCAUCCAUACAGGGGAGAAGCCCUACAAGUGCAUCGAAUGUGGGAAGGCCUUCAACCGUAGGUCACACCUCACACGGCAUCAGCGGAUUCACACUGGAGAGAAGCCUUAUAAGUGCAGUGAGUGUGGAAAGGCUUUCACCCACCGCUCUACUUUUGUCUUGCAUAACAGAAGCCACACUGGGGAAAAGCCCUUUGUGUGCAAAGAGUGUGGCAAAGCCUUUCGAGAUAGGCCAGGUUUCAUACGGCACUAUAUUAUCCACACAGGAGAGAAGCCCUAUGAAUGUACUGAAUGUGGGAAGGCCUUCAAUCGUCGGUCAUACCUCACGUGGCAUCAACAGGUUCACACUGGAGUAAAACCCUUUGAAUGCAAUGAAUGUGGGAAAGCAUUUUGUGAGAGUGCAGACCUCAUUCAACAUUACAUCAUCCAUACUGGGGAGAAGCCAUAUAAAUGCCUGGAGUGUGGGAAGGCUUUCAACCGCAGAUCACACCUCAAGCAACACCAACGGAUUCACACUGGAGAGAAGCCUUAUGAGUGCAGUGAAUGUGGAAAGGCCUUCACCCACUACUCUACUUUUGCCUUGCAUAAAAGGACCCACACUGGAGAAAAACCUUAUGAAUGCAAAGAAUGUGGAAAAGCCUUCAGCGAUAGGGCAGACCUCAUUCGACACUAUAGCAUCCACACUGGUGAGAAGCCCUAUGAAUGCCUUGAGUGUGGGAAGGCCUUCAGCCGCAGUUCACACCUCACAAGGCACCAGUUGAUUCACACUGGAGAGAAGCCUUAUGAAUGCAUCCAAUGUGGGAAAGCCUUUUGCCGGAGUGCAAACCUUAUUCGACACUCUAUCAUUCAUACUGGAGAAAAGCCCUAUGAAUGCAGUAAAUGUGGAAAGGCCUUUAAUCGCAGCUCAUCCCUAACUCAGCAUCAACGAAUUCAUACAGGGAAAAAACCUACCAAUGUACCAGAUGUGAAAAAACCUUUUAUAACUCCUCAGACUUCCCUUAAAAUCAGAGAACUCAUAUUAGGAAGAAUUUUUGAAUAGGACCACUGAAGAAAAUUUGUGGUGAAAGGAAGUAUUUUACUCAGCAUCUGGCCAUUUAUACUAAAGAGCAACUCCACAAACACUGUUUCUGUGAAAAAAUUUGUUGUAGGUCCUCGUGUUAUCUAAAGAAUCUUUUUAGAAAAUGACCCAGUCUUGAGACUCUGUCUCAAAAAGUAAAUAAAUAAAUAAAUAGAAAA